Messenger RNA from Heterotrigona itama, 872 nucleotides. Lineage: Eukaryota; Metazoa; Arthropoda; Insecta; Hymenoptera; Apidae. The record is from the annotation of a GenBank genome assembly.
UGAGCAAUAGAAUGGAAUUUGAUAGUACGUCAAAAUUUGGGGUUAGGAGUUUAAAAUCACGUAAACGAACGAAGAAAGGGUAUGAAUCUAAAGGUAAAUGUUUAAUAAAUCUUAUUUAUAUUCUUUCAUUACACAUACAGUCCAUUUGAGACUUUGUAUAAUACAAGUUUAUCUUUAAUUUAUCAUUUGCAAAAAUUACAAAUAAAAUAGAUAAAACUAGUACCUCAGAAUCUGAUAUUAAUCAAAUGGAAGAAGUAAAUAAGCUGGACAUAAAAUAUAAAAGACAAAGAAGAAAAAGAAAGAUUUCAAAUAACAACAAUAAUAAUAAUAAUAAAUGUAUUAAAUACAAUGAUGAGGAAAAUGUCUUUGCUGAAAUAAAAGAAAACCAAAAUAAAAAGGAUGAGAAAAAAACAAAUAUACGCACAAAAACUAACUCAAAUGAUACAGAAAAAAUUCACAAAAAUGACGAAAAGAAGGUUCAGACAAAGCAGCCUUCUAAGAGACAAUUGAAGAGAGAAAAAGCUGAGAAAAAAGAGAAUGAAAAAAGAAUGGCCAAUAGAAUGGAAGCAAUGAAGAAAGGACUUAAUUAUGUUUCAAAGUGGAAACAUGCACGAUCUCAAUGGAAAUUUGAAAAAUUAAGACAAAUUUGGUUAAUUGACAAUUUGCUGGAUGAAACUUCUAUACCAAAUGACAUUUUUCCAACAGUUUUGGAAUAUUUUGAAGGCUGUAAAGGAAUGGCUAGAGAACAACUUUUAAAAAAAGGCAUGGAUAUUAUAAAGAAGGUAGAAGAGAAUGAAGAAAACAAGGAUGAAGUAGAAUCUAUUGUUUAUCAAAGGGCAAGAGAACUUCUACAAGCUUUACCUACAGAAACC